CAAAAUGUUUUGUACCAAUGAUAGCGCGGGUCAAACAACACUGUCGCUGUAAUAGACGCUGUGAGUUUAAAAAGAAUAUCAAAAAUAUCACAAUGAAGGAAGUCAGGGAGGCCAUAGAACAAACAAGGAAAGAGUUGAAAGUGGAAACAGUUACACUCACGAGUUUCAUCAUGAAGAAAAUAUCCAUGAAGGACACGCGAACCUCGUCGAUAGGAUUUGGCAUCGUAGCAAUUACCAUGCUGGUAUUGGUGUUGGGAUUUCUAAGUGCAGGAGAUAUAAUUGGUCUCGUCAAAUAUUUCGAAAAUCGUAGGAAACCAACAAGCGUAAAAAGGAGUGUUAAAGGAAAAAAGGGAAGGAGAUUAGGACUAAGAAAAGAACUUGCAAUAAACAGAGAAAAUAUAGCGGAGACAAAGAAUGCUUAAGUCAGCCCCUAGGCAAGUAACAGACUGCGUUAACAGUAUGACAGAGAACACACUUCUAAAAACGUGCAUAAGUCGUUAUGAGGGAAACAUUCAAUAUUUCAAAUCCAAGGUUACUAGCAUAAUGAUUUAUGUUAUUGACGGACAUUUAAAUCUUUAUUUUCUUCAAAAUAUCAUGCGAAAGUGAAAUAUAUAAAAAGAAGACGGCUGUCCUCGUCGAUUAGCUACUGAAAUGACAACAUUGAUAUUUGAUGUGCUAUUCACUUGUAGUGGUUUUGUAUAAUACAUACAUAUCCUGGAAUACAAUACAGUGAUCAAUACAAUAUCCGCGAAUACAAUACAGUAACCAAUACAAUAUUCGUGAACAUGAUACAGUGAAGAAUGCAAUAUUCGUGAAUACAAUACAUUUCACAAAAUAACCCACUGUUAGUUUGUACCAACCCGACAUGUGUUCGGUAGCAAAAAUAUUCACAACUGUUUCUAUGUUCUUAUGUAACAAACACCGUUUCCACAAGCGCACAGGUAAAGCCAUCCGUGUUAAAAAGAAACAAAAAUACGCCAGUUGGAACAAAGACCCAGGUUAGCAAGCAUCAGGAAUA
Messenger RNA from Pecten maximus, 1018 nucleotides. RefSeq lists its product as uncharacterized. The transcript is spliced from 2 exons. The record is from RefSeq and is a predicted model, not a curated record. The coding region runs from base 18 to 422 and encodes 134 amino acids. NCBI's taxonomy places the organism in Eukaryota, Metazoa, Mollusca, Bivalvia, Pectinida, Pectinidae.